Molecule: messenger RNA, 803 nt
Organism: Pistacia vera
Lineage: Eukaryota; Viridiplantae; Streptophyta; Magnoliopsida; Sapindales; Anacardiaceae
Exons: 3
Coding region: 173-601 (142 amino acids)
Cellular component (GO): nucleus
Molecular function (GO): transcription corepressor activity
Source: RefSeq, a predicted model, not a curated record
CUGUAGCGCCCUUUUUAUACAACACUGUUGCCUUCUCUUAUAGUCUUAUUUUCCCUCUCUUAAAGCCUUGCAAAUUCACCAACAAUACUCCAAGCUUGUCUUUCUUUUAACCAAGUCUUGUCUUUCACGUUGCUUCUUCACCUUUUCACGUUUCAACUUCGGGAUAUCUGUAAUGGAGAUGGAAUCUGAUCAUCCAGAUUAUAAUGGCAAGUCCACUGAAGAAACAUCUCUUCAUGAGUUAUCUCCUCCAGAUUCUCCUCAUAAAAGUGACUUAUUUGGAGAUCAGCAGGUGAAUCCCCGAAUUGGAGAUGAGUUCCAAGUGAAUAUUCCUCCCAUGAUAACAGGAACCGAGUAUAUUCAGCUUUUAAUGAACCCUACUGAUUCAAAUGUCAUGUUUGAUGUUUCUCAUUCUUUUCUAAUGGGUUUGCCCAUCCCCAUUGCAUGGCUUCAUGAUGAAAUAGAUAAUAUUGAUGAUGCUGCUCGUACAGAUGUGUCCUUCAAAUGUAAAAAGAGGAAAAAGGGUCAAAUUAAUAUAGGGAGGAGAGGUCCAAAACUCGAUGCUUCAGAGUUGUGUGUAAGAUUGAAAGCCAGAAAAGAAUGAAAACCAGAAAACUUAGAAGCAAAGAUUGCAGGAAGAACUAACUUGGAUAGGCUUUGUAAAUGCACAAGUUAUUCUCCAGUUCCUGGUUUGCUAGGAGACUUUUGGAGCGAUGCUGAAAAGGAAAUUUUUCUUUUUGGUUUAUAUAUAUUUGGGAAAAACAUUUUUUCAGAUAAAAAAAUUCAUGGAGACCAAAGAGAUGGGG